AUGGCCCAGGAAGAUUACCAUGAUCCAGCCUUGAGAACUGCUCUUGCAGAAUCGAUGCGAGAUCAAAGGACACCUCAGACCGAUUUCGUUGAUCUGACAGGCGACUCCGAUGAUGACUCAAAGUCUCAUACUACACCAGAAGCAAACAUCAUCGAUCUUGAGGAUGAGGAGGGUGAUGAAGAUCUCAGACGAGCUAUUGCUCUGUCUAUGCAGGAGAUCCAGAAUUCUUCCCCUUCGCUUGAUGCCACAGGCAAGACAGUAACCGACGAUAUCACCACCAACAACGUCAAGCCUACUCAUACCUCGCCUACGGUAGAACUUCAAACUGAGACAAUACCACCUCCAACUGCCAUCUUUGGUAUUCCAGGACUAGAUCGCAAGAAACUAGAAGAAGAACGGCUUGCGCGUGUUGCCAAGCGAAAAGCAGAAAGUAGCAUCUCACCACCACCUCUCAGACGUGAUGCAAAAGUUGCUAGACGCGAUGUCUCUCCAGUUCAGGAUAGUAAAUUUGAAUUGACAAAGAGCCCCUCAACCACUGCAGCGCAAGCACUAGCAAGGCCGAAAAAACCUACAGCAUCAAGGGCUUCCACUCCAGAGUCCAAAUCUUCAAAGACUGCACAGCCAUCUUCAACUCCAUCGCCACAGUUCCCAAAAGGAGUGGUCAAGAAGACCUGGGCAUUUGGUUACUCGAGAAACGGCGACGAUAUCAAGAUCGAAGAAGUCCUGCAAACUGCCGACCUAGAACUUGCUCUUCUGAGCGCCUUCCAGUGGGACAUGCAAUGGAUGUUCACCAAGUUUCGAACGCCGAACAAAACGAGAUUUUUGAUGGUGAUGCAGGCCAAGGAGGAAUCUACCAGAUUACAAUAUCAAGAGGAAACGGCCAAUAUGCCCAACAUUCGUUUAUGCUUUCCGCCUAUGGAUGGACAGGUUAACUGCAUGCAUUCGAAGCUCAUGCUACUGUUUCAUCCAGAAUAUUUGAGGAUUGUCGUUCCAAGUGCGAACAUGGUGCCGUACGACUGGGGUGAACAGGGCGGAGUCAUGGAAAAUACUGUGUUUUUGAUUGACCUACCCAAAAAGUCCACUAACGAUGCUGCCGAUUCCCCAAAAACCGCUUUUUACGAAGAGCUUUCUUAUUUCCUCAAAGCAAGCACACUGCAUGAGAAUAUCAUAGCGAAGUUGUCCGCUUUUGAUUUCAAAGAGACAAACCGUUACGCCUUUGUUCAUACCAUUGGAGGCUCCCAUUUUGGUGAAUCUCUGACACGCACAGGUCAUUGUGGACUUGGCAAAGCUGUAACCUCCUUGGGAUUGAAGACACGUGAACCGAUCAAUAUCGAUUUUGUGACCUCAUCCAUCGGCUCGUUGACAGAUGAAUUCAUGCGAUCGAUUUACCUUUCAGCGCAAGGUGGCGACGGCUCAACGAAUGCCCAACGAACCACAAGCUCAGAAUGGAAAUCUCGUUUCCGAGUCUACUAUCCAUCUGAACAAACAGUAUCGCAAUCAAAGGGCAGCAGACGAAGUGCAGGCACCAUCUGUUUUCAGGAGAAAUGGUUCACGGGACCCAAAUUUCCUAGGAAUACUCUACAUGAUUGCAUUAGUCGUCGAGAGGGGUUGUUGAUGCAUAACAAGAUGAUGUUUGUUCGUCCCGAGAAACCGAUUAAUCUACCCGGUGGCUCCAACUGUGCAGGCUGGGCAUACGUGGGUAGCGCAAACCUGUCGGAGAGCGCAUGGGGCAAAGUCGUCCACGACCGUGUCAGAAAAGAACCAAAACUGAAUUGUCGUAAUUGGGAAUGCGGUGUAUUGGUACCAAUUACAGAAUUACCUCCUGCAGCUGGUUCGGAUGGAGAAGAACAGAACAAAGAUUCUGCAAAGAAGGAGGAUAAGUCUGGGGCAGAAGGAGAUAUUGUUGAGAUCUUUGGGUCUACGGUUCCGGUUCCGAUGCGUGUUCCUGCGCCGUCUCUUGGGUCAGAGUUGAAACCCUGGUAUGGCGCGUGGUAG
Messenger RNA from Talaromyces marneffei, 1995 nucleotides. RefSeq lists its product as uncharacterized. Gene Ontology annotation, biological process: double-strand break repair; single strand break repair. The record is from RefSeq and is a predicted model, not a curated record. The transcript has 8 exons. Gene Ontology annotation, cellular component: nucleus. Gene Ontology annotation, molecular function: 3'-tyrosyl-DNA phosphodiesterase activity; double-stranded DNA binding; single-stranded DNA binding. Lineage: Eukaryota; Fungi; Ascomycota; Eurotiomycetes; Eurotiales; Trichocomaceae. Bases 1 to 1995 code for a protein of 664 amino acids.